Molecule: messenger RNA, 1368 nt
Organism: Ctenopharyngodon idella (grass carp)
Lineage: Eukaryota; Metazoa; Chordata; Actinopteri; Cypriniformes; Xenocyprididae
Product: complement C1q-like protein 4
Exons: 4
Coding region: 418-1098 (226 amino acids)
Molecular function (GO): protein binding
Source: RefSeq, a predicted model, not a curated record
UUCUGGGGCUUAAUUCAAUAAGAAACAGAGAUCCUUUCCUGGGAAAGCGCCUGUUUGAUUGCUCAGAAAAGAUAGCAGUUUGCGGUCAGUUUCAUCAUAUUUCAUGGCUUUGAUACGUGGCUUUGUGUUGUAUUGUGUGGUGUUAUAGUUUAAAACUCAGUGGGGUUUUGUAUUUCAGUGUAUCUGAGGUAAGUCACAGUUACACAAAGUGAUUUCCCCCUUGUUGUAGUUUUUUUUUAAAUUCAUAUUGCCAAUGUAAAGCUCUUCCUUACAAACACACACAUACACCUGAAUCUCCCUUCCUGAAUACAGAAGAAGGAGGAGUGCUGUCAGAAUAUAAAGCUGAACACAACACAGACUCUGAUUUUCACUUGCUCCCACUGAGACUCAAAAGGAAAACAGAAACAGCUGUGAGACAUGAAAGGAAAAAGUGUUGUGCUGUUGUUUGUGUUGCCGCUGGUGCUCGGCCAGCAAAGGACCUACAACUGGGACGCGCCAGGACAAACCCUCCCUCCAGAUCCCAUCAACCCGUGCCUGACUGACCAGGACUCAUGUGGUUGUUGUGUGAUGCAGAGGAAAAAAUGGCAGUUAGAAGAAUAUUUAAACUCUAGUAUGAAUUCACUGGAGGAUUCGCUGGCCAGAGCACAAAACACACUGAGAAACAUUAGAGAGAAUCGAGUGGCAUUUUCUGUGGGUCUAACCGACAGGAGACGUUGUAUUGGUCCAGUGAGGACGGCAAUAAAUGUGGUCUAUCAGAGCAUCUUUAUCAACAUUGGAGAGGCCUAUAACUCAUCCACUGGUGUGUUCACGGUUCCACGGUCAGGCGUGUAUAACCUGGCAUUUACCGUGUUCAGCGACGCAGGCUCACCAGGUGCACUGCUCUCCAUCUGUACCAGUAUCAGGAGGAAUGGUGUGGCUCUAGCAGCACUUAGGGAGGUGUAUGGUCAAGACCAGGAGGACCAGGCCACAGCUGUCUUACUUGCACAGCUCAGCGUAGGAGACCGUAUUACCAUCAGUCUCCAGACUGGCUGCUGGCUCUGUGAUGAUCAGAAUCAUUACAACACAUUCAGUGGAUUUCUGCUGUAUGCUACAGAGUGAAGCACACAAACAUAGACUAUUAAACCUAUAUUAGUGAGGAGCUCUCAUAGAUGCAAUGGUUUUCAUACUAUCCUAAACCUAAAUAUCACACAAACCUGUUGACGCUAUUAAAUUUGAAGCAAAACUUGAUUUGGCAAAUUUUAUUUCAGUUAGUGAGGAUCACUUUAAAUGUCCUCACAUGUUAGUUUUCAACAUGUUUCACUAUAUUUGUAAGGGUGGUUUUUAACUAUUUGACACACUCACACACACUUAUUGUAAGAUAGAAGAAUG